AUGGCGUCUUCUUUUGUAUCGUUAGCAGAGGCUACCGCCGUGAACAUAGUGAACGAUGAAAAGUUCGAAAAAGUCUAUGGAGUUUAUGAAAAUGCUAUCCGCAUAGUGGAGGAUGGACGAACAUGCGAAACAAUCAGACCAGGACUAUGGUCGCUUGGGUGUGCUUUGGGUCAUCACUCAUAUUCCUCUAGUAUUCAUCAAAUUCGAAUAAUGAAACAGUACGGAAUGGUGGUUAUAGGCAUUCGUUCUCGAAAUAUGCCAUUUCUGCCGGACCUAUCCAGUUAUGGUCGUUAUGAUGAAAAUCCGUCCAUACAUUGUUGGUGCUCAUAUGGUGGACGCGUCAGAAACGGCAGAUACGAAUCUGCUAAACUAACUGACUAUCAUGAAAAUAAAUGCGUAUUCACAUUAACAUUAAAUUGCGAUGAGCGUCGCUUAUCUAUAGUUAACGAAGACAAUCAUGAACAAGAUGAAAUGAAUGUUUAUGAAUCACUUGCUCCUUUUCCUUGGUGUCUGUUCGUUCAAAUUUCUAGGAUGGGCGGUCGUGUAUCGCUUUUAUAA
Molecule: messenger RNA, 558 nt
Organism: Adineta ricciae
Lineage: Eukaryota; Metazoa; Rotifera; Eurotatoria; Adinetida; Adinetidae
Source: the annotation of a GenBank genome assembly